GAAAGACUUCCCUCUACCUCUUCAUUUCGACAUGAUAAUUCCCGCUUUCGACGAGUCUAAUGGCUCACAGAAAGACUUUUUAGCUUUCUUCUCGGAUGUUCUUGCUGAAAAUGUCACCAUUGCUAACUACGAAAGCGUUCUUGGAAAUGACUCAAAGGCCACUUACUGGUUGUGCGCUUCCAACGUUGACGAUGCCUUGAAGCUACUCGACGCUGGUGUCGGCAAGAUCAUUUUCAAUCUUGAUACCUACCUUCAAAUUGAGAACGAUAUCAACCACGUUUCACCCCAAAGACUCGGUGUGGUUGUCGGCUCAAGUCAGUCCCUGAGCAAAAUUCAGCAAGCCGCCCAUCAGCCCUCAGUUUACAUUUUGGCCGGUGACUUAGCAACCAUCGCUCAGGACUCCAACGUUGUUGAGUUCGCUGUAUCAGCCAAAAAGAACCUUCUGCCUGAAGGUGGUGCUCGCCGUAUCUGUGUUUUGACAGAUCGCGCCCCCCAAUUGGAGUUGAUCUCAAGCUUAGACAAGGUUAAUUUAGAUGUUAUCGUUCCCAAGCAAUUCUUGACAACCUCCUCUCCAGCAGAAUCAGGCAAGAUUAACAUUGGUCAAGCUUUCAUGGCCUCCGCUAUCACUGAUCGUGCCGACGGACUCUACCCCACCAUGGUCGUUGAUGAACGUAAGGUUGCAUUGGGUCUCGUUUACUCCAGUGUUGAAAGCGUUGCCGAAUCCAUUAAAACUGGCACUGGUGUCUAUCAAUCAAGAACCCGUGGUCUUUGGUACAAGGGAGCCACUUCAGGAGCCACUCAAACUCUUUUGAAUGUUCAAUUCGACUGCGACGCUGAUGCUCUUCAGUUUACAGUUCGCCAAAAUGGAAGUGGAUUCUGCCACCUCAACACAAAGUCAUGCUUUGGUGCUGAAAGUGGUAUUAGCGCUUUGGAGAAGACUUUGUUCCAGCGCAAACAAAAUGCACCAGAAGGCUCAUACACUGCUCGUCUGUUCAAUGAUGCCAAGCUUCUUAACGCCAAGAUCAUGGAGGAAGCCGAAGAAUUGUGUGAAGCGAACACCAAGGAAGACGUCGCAUGGGAAGCAGCAGAUUUGAUUUAUUUCGCCAUCACCCGGUGUGUUGCUGCUGGCGUUUCUGUCAGCGACAUUGAGAAGAACUUGGACAAGAAGUCAUUGAAGAUCUCUCGCAGACCUGGAAAUGCAAAGCCCAAGUGGGAGGCAGCACAGAACAACAGCGAAAAACCAGCAGCGCCUGCACAACCAGCUGCAGCUCCACAACCUGUUGCUACAGAGAGUGGACGUAUCAAAAUGAAUUACCACGAUGCCACUAAGAUCUCAUCAAAGGAGCGAGCGGAUCUCUUGAAGAGACCCAUCAUCAACUCUUCCGACAUCAUGAGCAGAGUCACUCCCAUCAUCAAUGCUGUUCGCGAACGUGGUGAUGCUGCUGUGCUUGAGCUCACUGCCAAAUUCGAUCGUGUUCAAUUGCCCACUACUGUCAUCAAAGCACCUUUCUCUCCUGAAUGCAUGCAGUUGGAUGAGAAGACUAAGGCCGCUAUUGAUCAAGCCUACGACAACAUCUACAAAUUCCAUGACGCUCAAAUGGAUAGAGAAACUUUAGUUGUCGAGACUAUGCCUGGUGUUGUUUGCUCACGAUUCGCUAGACCCAUCGAGAAGGUUGGUUUGUAUGUUCCCGGUGGUACCGCUGUUCUUCCCUCUUCAGCCUUGAUGCUUGGUAUCCCAGCCAAGGUUGCUGGCUGUAAGCAGAUCGUUCUUGCCACACCUCCUCGCCCUGAUGGAAGUAUUGUUCCCGACGUCAUGUACGUUGCUCACAAGGUUGGCGCCACUCACGUUGUUACUGCCGGUGGUGCUCAAGCUGUUGCCGCCAUGGCUUAUGGUACCGAAACCAUUCCCAAGGUUGACAAGAUUUGCGGUCCUGGCAAUCAGUAUGUAACAGCUGCUAAGAUGCUUGCCCAAAACGACUCUUCUUGCCUUGUUUCCAUCGAUAUGCCUGCCGGUCCUUCUGAAGUUCUUGUUGUCGCCGAUCAAAACUCAAACCCUGCUUAUGUUGCAUCUGACCUCUUGUCCCAAGCUGAGCACGGAGCCGACUCUCAAGUCGUCCUUGUUGCUGCCGGUAUUACUGACGAGAAAUUGGCAGAGAUUGAAGAACAAAUCCAUGUUCAAGCAUCACGACUCCCACGCGUUGAUAUUGUCAGACAGAGCAUCCCCAAGAGCUACACCCUGCGAGUAGCCAAUUUGUCAGAAGCUAUGGAUUUCUCCAACGACUACGCACCAGAGCAUCUUAUUUUGCACAUUGACAAUGCUGAAGAUGCUAUUCCCCUUGUUCAAAAUGCUGGUAGCGUUUUUGUCGGUGCAUACUCUCCAGAGAGCUGUGGUGACUACGCCUCCGGAACCAACCAUACCUUGCCUACAUAUGGCUACUCCCGCAUGUACUCUGGUGUCAACACGUUAACUUUCGUCAAACACAUCACUUCACAACAAUUGACUGCAGAUGGUCUUAACCGUCUGGGCGACACUGUUAUGCAGCUGGCUGAACGUGAGGGUUUAGAAGCUCAUCGUAAUGCAGUUGCUAUAAGAGUCGCUGAUUUGAGAAAGUAGAGAGAGAGAGAGAGAGAGAGAGAGAGAGAGAGAGAGAGAAAAAAAAAAUGCCCCUCAUUGUAUUUUGUCCUUCAAGAUUGUCAGAAUCUUUUGACUGAAUAAUAUAAAAUAAAAAGAAUUUAAACUAUUAUUAAAGAUGCCAUAAUGCUUAAAUUCAUCCGUUGCUCAAAGUUUAGCCUCAAGGAUGUAUCGUGGUGGAUUGUUCAUCAGCUUGUGAUGUUUUAUCAUAUCUGCCGCCUUCUCGGCAGUAGCGAUGACAGGCCAGCAGAUUUGACCACCAGGAAUACGAGGGAAUACCGAAGCAUCCACUACUCUGAGAUUUUUGGUGCCGUGUACAAUCAAAUUCGCAUCCACUACUGAAGUAGAGUCUGCUUUGGCGCCCAU
Messenger RNA from Umbelopsis ramanniana AG, 2998 nucleotides. RefSeq lists its product as uncharacterized. The transcript has 2 exons. The record is from RefSeq and is a predicted model, not a curated record. Gene Ontology annotation, molecular function: phosphoribosyl-AMP cyclohydrolase activity; NAD binding; metal ion binding. The coding region runs from base 32 to 2614 and encodes 860 amino acids. Gene Ontology annotation, biological process: L-histidine biosynthetic process. NCBI's taxonomy places the organism in Eukaryota, Fungi, Mucoromycota, Umbelopsidomycetes, Umbelopsidales, Umbelopsidaceae. Gene Ontology annotation, cellular component: cytoplasm.